Messenger RNA from Ambispora gerdemannii, 779 nucleotides. NCBI's taxonomy places the organism in Eukaryota, Fungi, Glomeromycota, Glomeromycetes, Archaeosporales, Ambisporaceae. The record is from the annotation of a GenBank genome assembly.
AUUGGAGCGACGAACAAUCUGAGGCCAUGAAAAAUACGCUCGCUCGAGUUUUGCCACUUAUUCGUUAUUUUGAAAUUUCGUCAGAGCAAUUCAGUAAAUUUGUUUUACCUUAUCAACAAAUCCUCCCAAAUCAUUUAGCUCAUAGUAUUAUCCGUUAUCACCUAGCUCCUAAUCAACCUCUUGCGGAAAAUAUUAUGCCAGCACGACGAGGAAAUAUCGAUUCAAAAAUAAUCUCUUCUAAAAAAGCAGCCCUUAUCGCGAGUUGGAUUGACCGAAAUCGUGAAUUACCGGCUUUCGGAUGGCGUCCUUAUGCUGCAUCUGAAAAUCCGUAUGAAUUCAAACUUUUGAUGAGAGGCAGUCAAGAUGGGUUUACUAGUCAAGUUUUUCACACUCGUUGUCAUAACAAAGGAGCAACAGUUACAAUAGCCAAAGUUAAAGAUACCCAUGAAAUACUUGGUGGUUACAACCCCUUGAAUUGGCUUGGUAAUAGUCAGUGGAUUUCUACAACAGAUAGUUGUAUUUUCUCGUUUGUUGAUAGAAACGCAGUCGUUAGUCGCGUAAAGAAUGGAAAUCAGGCCAAUGCUAUUUAUGGCUGUCCCAGUAAUGGACCUCGUUUCGGUACCGAUCUUUAUUUCAAUGGGAAUUUUAAUCAGUCGACUUGCUACGCUCAUAUCACUUAUUAUGAACUUGCCUUGAGACCAACUGCAAGCUCAAAUAAUUUUUCAGCAGAUGAGUUUGAAGUCUUUCAAAUUAUCAAAAAGCAGCAAACAGCUAAUUAG